Mesitornis unicolor (brown roatelo) is the source of this 1515-nucleotide messenger RNA. It is a transcript of the gene IL7R, whose product is annotated as interleukin 7 receptor. Gene Ontology annotation, molecular function: cytokine receptor activity; protein binding. The record is from RefSeq and is a predicted model, not a curated record. Lineage: Eukaryota; Metazoa; Chordata; Aves; Mesitornithiformes; Mesitornithidae. The coding region runs from base 127 to 1515 and encodes 462 amino acids. Gene Ontology annotation, cellular component: membrane; external side of plasma membrane. The transcript is spliced from 8 exons. Gene Ontology annotation, biological process: cytokine-mediated signaling pathway; hemopoiesis; positive regulation of receptor signaling pathway via JAK-STAT.
GCAUGUUUACAUUUCCCCUUGCCUGCGGUCUCUUUAUCAGGCAAUGGGUUUGUUCUGCAUCUAGUAUAAAGUACAUGAGCGCGGGUUUCACACACACAUGCACUGCACACAUGCUGUGAGCUCAGGAUGACACAGACCAGUACAGUAUUGAGCAUUUUCGUCUUGUUUCUUCACACCACUUUUGGGGAAAGUGGUUGCACCUCAGCAGAUGGUGAUGGGACUUCUGGAGAUGAUGAACCAGACAGUUUAGACAUCGACUGCUUCAGCCAGCUGGAAUUUAAGGAUUCCUAUAGCAGCCUGACCUGCAAUUUUACAGAGCUGCCCCCUCACAACACUAACUAUACCCUGGCCCUGUGCACCAAGGAAGACAGCAAUUACGUGUGCUUCAAUAUGAAGAAACGGGAAGAAGCAUAUUUCCUACAGUUCACUGAUAUACUCUCGAAAAAAUACGUUUGCAUGAACAUUGAGAUGAAGAGAAGGGUCUGCAGGAGUCUGGUUGUAACCGACAUUGUUAAGCCUGAGGUACCAUUCAAUAUAAACAUCACAUACCAAAAGGAGGCAAAUGAAUAUCUUAUUCAUUAUAGUACACCACAUUCGUGGAAGAAAUACUUAAAGGACAAAUUAGUACACCAAAUAGCCUUUCGGCAGGAAGAAGGUACUUGGAAGACAAUAGAGUCAGCAUACCUGCAGGUAAAAUUACUGGGGAAAAACCUGGAAAAUGAUGCAACGUAUGAGGUGAAAGUACGUUCGCACCCCAAUGGAGAUUAUUUUAAGGGCACGUGGAGCGAAUGGAGUGCUUCCAAGAGCUUCAGGACCGCGAGGAAGCAGCAAUCCACAGAGAGUUAUAGCAGUGUGGUCUUGCUUACACUCUCCAUCCUGGGAUUCAUGCUGUCUGUUGUCAUGAUUGUCCUGAUCGGAACUUUUUGGGAAAACAGGAUCAAGCCUGCUGUGUGGCCAAACCUUCCUGAUCACAAAAAGACGCUGGAGCAACUGUGCAAGAAGCCAAAAAAUAAUUUUGAUAUAAGCUUUAACCCAGAGAGUUUUGGUUACGUUCAUAUCCAUAAAGUGGAUGGCAUUCGAGCAAAAGCUGAACUGGAACAUUUCCUGCAGCAACCAACUCCUCCAGAGCCAAGCCUUCCUGAAAAAUUUAGGAGUGGAUCAGACAUGAAGACAAUGCCUGCAAAGACGGACAAAAGCGACCUAAACCCAUCCGUGACUUAUGGAGGAAUCUGGCCAGCUGAAGCCCUGCACAGCCUCCUGGGCACCAGCCAUGCUGCAGCCACCGAAGCAAACCAUGGCUCCAGCACGUACGAGGUGUGCCAAAGCAACAGGGAGUCCCUGUGCAACAAUGGUCCCAGCCUUUCCUCCACUCCUCCCUUGGAUCCCUCUGGCCAGCCUGUAUCAGAGCCCCUCAGUGGUGACACCAUCUCCCAGACACCGCCCACCAGUGAAAUGCAGUCACCAAAUAACGAGGAAGCCUACGUCACCAUGUCCAGCUUCUACAAAAACCAGUAA